AAACAGUUCUCUCAGUGACCAGUCCCAACACGAAAACCCAUCAGCAAAACUUCUUCGGUUCUUUUACUUUCAUUUAACAUUUGAAUCUUUAAAGAACCAGUCAACUACGCAAUUUUUUUAUUUCAUAUAAUUUAUCUGUGAACAGUUUUAUUUAAAAACACUAAUAUAUUUAAUUUGAAUGAUUUUAAUACUUAAAUUUGAGUUAUUUAAAUUAGACAAAUAUUAAUUCAAAUUUAUUCAUAAUUUUUUGAUAUUAUUUAUAAUGGGAUCGUCACAGAUUAUUGCAUUUAUACUUGUUAUUUUUGCUGCUGAGGCAUUAUCACAAAAAAAUGAUGAAGAUCCAUGUCAAACAAAAGCUCGAGUUGUUGGUGACAAAGAUUAUUGUGAUAGAUAUUGGGAAUGUGUAGGUGGUUCACCUCAAUUAUUUGAUUGUCCAAAUGGUUUGGUAUUUGCUGGUAAACAUCGUGGAGUUACUGAAGGUUGUGAUUAUCCAUGGAGAUCAGAAUAUUGUGAAGGUAAACGUCAAGCAAAUGGACCAAUUGGUGCUGAUCAUUGUGAAUGGCUUUAUGGUAUUUUUGGUCAUGAAAAAUCAUGCACAAGAUAUUGGACAUGUUGGAAUGGUACAGCAACUGAACAACUUUGUAUUGGUGGUCUUCUUUAUAAUGAAGCAACACAUUCAUGUGACUGGCCAGAGAAUGUAGUUGGUUGUCAAAAACAUCCAUUAUGUAAUGAUGAUCCAAAUGGUAAUGUACCACUUGGUAAAUCAUGCAAUCGUUAUUGGCAAUGUCAAGGUGGUUAUCCACGUCUUCAAAGAUGUCCAGCUAUGCUUGUCUUCGACAGAAGAUCAUUGAGAUGUGUCGUACCACCAACUGAAGAUUGUGAGGUACCAACAACACCACCAAGUACUGAAAAAGAAUCACCAGAUGGUAAUAUUGAAGAAGAAAAUCCUGAAGAAGAAAAUCUUCCACCUGGUGUUCCACCUUUACCAGCUGGUGCUGUACCUAUUGCUCUAAGAAACAGACCCAGAAAUUAAAAAAAAUAAAAAAACAAUUUUUCAUGUCGAAACUAUCCAAUCUUUUUUAAAAAAAAUCAAAAUUUAAAUCUUUUUUUUUUUUAUAUAUAUUUAAAAUACGAAAUGAAAAAUUUUAAUAUUUUUUUUUUUUUCAAUUAUCAAAUCAAUCUUAUUCCAUUUAUCAUUUGCAAAAAAAAAAAAAAUUAUAUUUUGAAAAAAAUUUAAAUUUGAAUAUUAAUUUUUCAAAAUUAAUUUCAAUUAUUUAUAUUUGUUUCUUCAUAUUUCAAUUUAACAAUCACCCUUAAAAAAACCCAAAAAAAAAUUUUGUAAAUACUCCCACGAAGGUUGUCUUUUUAUAUAAAUCGUGUGAGAUUUAAUCGUAUGGUUAUUGUACGUGACGUGUUUGAAAAUAAGACUAUUGUAUUAUUUUAUUUCUAUAACGUAAUAAAAUUAUGUUAAGUAAUAUUGUUAAAAAAU
Messenger RNA from Aphidius gifuensis, 1489 nucleotides. RefSeq names its product peritrophin-1-like. The transcript has 3 exons. Gene Ontology annotation, cellular component: extracellular region. The record is from RefSeq and is a predicted model, not a curated record. Lineage: Eukaryota; Metazoa; Arthropoda; Insecta; Hymenoptera; Braconidae. Gene Ontology annotation, molecular function: chitin binding. Bases 263 to 1033 code for a protein of 256 amino acids.